AUGAAUAUUAGGCCGGAAGAGCGUUUUAUAGAAUAUCCAAAGUUACAAGACCUUAUAAAAUAUAAAGACGAAUUAAUAAUAAAGAGAAAUCACCCGCCUGUAUAUUUAAAGGAAGAUCUCCGAACAUUCGAUUUAACAAAACUCGGGAAAUUCGAUGUUAUAAUAAUCGAUCCUCCAUGGAAAGAAUAUGAAGAAAGAGUAUUAGGACUUCCUAUAUAUAGCCAAUAACCCGAAAAAUUUUCAUCUUGGGAUUUAAAUGAAAUAGCGUCUUUACCAAUAGACGAAAUUUCUGAAAAACCAAGUUUUCUUUUCCUUUGGGUGGGUUCUGACCAUUUAGAUCAGGGAAGAGAGUUAUUUAAAAAAUGGGGUUAUAAAAGAUGCGAGGAUAUAGUUUGGGUGAAAACUAAUAAAGAUAAAACUAAGGAAAAUACUGAUACAUGUCAUUCAAACAUAUUAAUGAGAGUAAAGGAACAUUGUCUCGUGGGAUUAAGAGGAGAUGUUAAAAGGGCAUCAGAUUCACAUUUUAUACAUGCGAAUAUAGAUACAGAUGUUAUUGUAAGUGAAGAACCACCUUUAGGGAGUACAUAAAAACCAUAAGAACUUUAUGAUAUUAUUGAAAGGUUUUGCUUAGGAAGGAAAAGGUUAGAAUUAUUUGGAGAAAUACAUAAUAUUAGAUAAGGAUGGCUAACAAUUGGAAACCUAUUGGAUGAAAGCAAUUUUAAUAUAGAUGAGUAUAAUUCAUGGUUUGAAGGAGAUGUUUUUUAUCCGUAAGUGCAGAAUUUUAAAGGAGGAAGAUAUGUUGGAACAACACCGGAAAUAGAAUAGUUAAGGCCUAAAUCACCAAGUAAAUGUACAUAAUAAAAUCAAGGAAUGGGAUAAUAAUAAAUAAUUAAUAAUAAUAAUAAUAAUGUAAUAAAAAUAAAUAUAUAAAUUUAAAUAUAUAAACAUAUAUAUAUAUAUUUAUAUAUAUAUAUAUAUUUAUAUUUUAUUUUUAUUUUUAUUUUUAAAUAAUAUUUAUAGAUUUAAUAAGAUUAUGAUUAAUACGGAAUAUAAAAAUAAUAAAAACUGAAUAACUAAUAAUAUUGA
Ichthyophthirius multifiliis is the source of this 1086-nucleotide messenger RNA. RefSeq names its product mt-a70 family protein, putative. The record is from RefSeq and is a predicted model, not a curated record. Gene Ontology annotation, cellular component: nucleus; RNA N6-methyladenosine methyltransferase complex. The transcript is spliced from 2 exons. NCBI's taxonomy places the organism in Eukaryota, Ciliophora, Oligohymenophorea, Hymenostomatida. Gene Ontology annotation, molecular function: mRNA binding; methyltransferase activity.